AUGGAGGAUCGGGGGGGCGGCUGGGAAGAGCAGCAGAAGCCGUACGAGGAAGGCGGCGAGCAAGGCGAGAGGAGGGCUGCGGCAACCUCAGAAGACGCAAAGGCAACAGCUGCCGCCGCCGCCGCCGCCGCCGUUGGCGAGACGCAGCCCGAAAGCGACGAAAAGGCGGCGGAGCAGGAGGUGGAAGCGGCGGUGGAGGUGGAUUCGGAUUGGAACUUCAUCGACAUGGAGACGGUCUCGCUGCACGACCUGCCCCAUGCCCUGAUCGCCUGUAACCUGCCGUUGGCCGUCUUCUUCGCCGAUGGUCCCUGCAGGGCCAGAUUUGAAGCUCUGUUUAAAACAUAUGACAAAGAUGUCACCUUUCAUUAUUUCAAGAGUUUUAAAAGAAUAAGGCUGAACUUCAGCAAUCCUUUAUCAGCAGCUGAGGUUAAAAUUCAGUUGCACAAGACAGAAUUUCUUGGAAAGGAAAUUAAACUAUAUUUUGCUCAGAGAUUGUAUAUUGGAAAUACGCACUUAGCACCGCCUGAUCCAGAGAAACAAUUCCUGAUUUCUCCUCCAUCUUCUCCUCCUGUUGGUUGGGAACAAGCAGAUGAUGCUAAACCUGCUAUUAAUUAUGAUCUUUUAUAUGCAAUUUCCAAAUUAGGACCAGGGGCUCAGUAUGAACUUCAUGCUGCAACUGAAACUACUCCUAGCGUGGUGGUCCAUAUAUGUGAAAGUAAUGAGGAACUUGAGUCCGCCGAAACAAUGGAAGAAGUCAAGAAACCAAAGCCAAAAAUUAUUAAAACUAGGCGGCCAGACUAUUCUCCAACUUAUCAAAGCUGAACUAUAUAAAGUUCUCAAUUCCAAACUGACAUGCUCAAGGAGACUUUGAAGAGAUAGCAAGCCACACUUUGAUGACGCUAGAGGUGGAAGCAGCAAUUGUUAUGUAAAGAUCCUUUUCAGAAAGAGAAGUUAUCAUUUGCUAGUUGAAUGGCUCAUGAGACAGAUUCCACUAUGAACUUUCUGAAUGGUUGUCUUGGAGAAUAAUCAAACUGGGGCAUUGGGAGCAGAAAUAUGUUCUUUGUAUUUAGGGAAUUACUCAGAUAGUCCAGAUAUCUGAAAUCUAGCACGAUGCCUUCCCUAUUAAUGUAUUCAUUCUGUGAUAAAUUCCUCUAAUUCAUGAGACAAUUAUAUUGUAUUUCUAAAAUACAGUCACUAGUGAGCACAUUGGAAUCAAUGAGUCAUAUAAAUAAGAGUGUUAGGAAUUUCAGCUGGGGUAAAGCAUCUGGAAAUACAGCAAAACGUUUUAAACAUGAAGUAACAAAUUGUUAGUCAUUUUCCAUAUUGGAUUUUUGUGCAUGCAUAUAGAUCUAAAAAAGUAAACCUGUGCAACUUGAUCUGUACUUUUAAUUUAUGUUUAAAAAUAUCUAAAAUAUUCAGUUUUCUUUCUGAAUGGUUUGCUUUUUUAGGAGGGACAGACUUUCAGUAUAACACCCUUAAGCGUAGUGAAAUAAUGUUUCUUAAUGUUAAUUGCUGAUGUAUGGUUUUGUAAAAAAAAUGUAUAAAAUAUCUGUGCAUUCUUUCAAUGGAUGAAUUACUUUAAAUUAUUCUAAAAACAAUUAUUUAUAUUGGUUUAAAACUACCUUGACUGCUUUAUUGACCAGAAGUAAAAGGAACUGCAAAUACUGUUACAGUUUUCUCAACAGUUGAGAGGAUAUAAGCUUGUAUUGUCCUAGUCACAAAUGUAUACUUUUAUAACUGUUGCUGUUAAGUAUUGUUAAAGUUGUCUGAGUAUAUUUACCUUGUUAAGAAACAUGAAUUCUGGCAUUUGAGAAGAUCUAGUGCCUUUUUUCUCCUCAUGAAUUUCAAGAGAGAUUGUUGCAACAGUAACUGAUAGAACUAUAUUCCGCUUAAAUGUCAUCAACUAAACCAGAGAUUUUCAAUCUUUCUUGACUCACAGGGCCAUUAGCGUUUCAGUAAUUUUUUCAUGGCAGUUCUUGACCAAAGGAAAUGUUUUGACAAUUUUAUUUAUUAAAUAGAUAGGUUCAAACAGGAAGAUUUUGUGUCCUAACAAUGUAAUA
This is a messenger RNA of Pseudonaja textilis, 2060 nucleotides long. RefSeq names its product regulator of calcineurin 1 (gene RCAN1). The record is from RefSeq and is a predicted model, not a curated record. Gene Ontology annotation, biological process: calcium-mediated signaling. NCBI's taxonomy places the organism in Eukaryota, Metazoa, Chordata, Lepidosauria, Squamata, Elapidae. Gene Ontology annotation, molecular function: nucleic acid binding; calcium-dependent protein serine/threonine phosphatase regulator activity. Gene Ontology annotation, cellular component: cytoplasm; nucleus.